GCAUCUACUCCACACAACAGUUUUAUGACGUCGGCAGGGCACACACAAACACACAAACAGAGCAGCUGCAUUACACUUUUAUGCCCCUGAUUUCCUUUACCUGAGUAGUGGCAAGCAUGGCUAACUCCGCACAAGGAAAGAAAGUCUUGUUUAUUUGCCUCGGCAAUAUCUGCCGCUCACCAAUUGCUGAGGCUGUGUUCAACCACAUCUUGGAGGAGCAGGGUCUGGCAGGGUGGGAGGUGGACUCAGGGGCCAUUGGCUCCUGGCAUGUUGGUCGGGGGCCGGACCGUCGUGCUGUCAGCACCAUGAAGAAACACAAUGUCCACAUGAGUCACAAGGCCCGACAGUUGAAAAAGACAGACUUCAACCACUAUGACUACAUUUUUGGGAUGGACCAUGAGAACAUAUCAGACAUCAAGGACAUGGCUCCCAAGACCUACACUGCCAGCAUAGAACUUUUUGGCUCCUAUGACCCACAGAAGGAACUUCUUAUUCGAGAUCCAUAUUAUGAUGACGAUGAUGCUGGGUUUGAGAAGUGUUAUGAGCAGUGUCUGAGGUGCAGCAAAGGGUUCCUUGAUUCCCUGGCGAAGUGAGAAGAACAAGGCUGCUGUGGGUGAUGUUCAGGGUUGUGGUACCAUUCAGCUUCCUGUCUUGUCUGUUAAUCUAAGGUGCUAUGAUGCUUACUGUGGAUAAUUUUAACUAUGAAGAACUAGAUAUGUCAGAAAUUUUAUCCUUAAAGUUGAAAGUUAGUGCAUAGUGUUGGCAUAAGAAAAGAAAGCUUGGUGUUGGGUGCAUAUAGAGAAAACUAUGCACCAAAUAUUGUUCCUCAAAAGCUUUCAUGUUUCCAUUCCAUUUAAAAAAAAAAUUGUGUAUAUGUUUAUUAUGAAGUAAUUUGUAUUGUGAUAUUUUUUGAGUGAACUUUUACUUGAUCAUUAUAAUUUUCUUUUUUUCAUUUAAGAUUUUUCACAAUUCAUUUUAUCUUUUAGAUUCAUAUGUAAAGAUGAAGGAAAAUAAAUAUGAGAAGAGUAA
Molecule: messenger RNA, 1029 nt
Organism: Scylla paramamosain (green mud crab)
Lineage: Eukaryota; Metazoa; Arthropoda; Malacostraca; Decapoda; Portunidae
Product: low molecular weight phosphotyrosine protein phosphatase-like
Exons: 4
Coding region: 117-593 (158 amino acids)
Biological process (GO): protein dephosphorylation
Cellular component (GO): cytoplasm
Molecular function (GO): non-membrane spanning protein tyrosine phosphatase activity; acid phosphatase activity
Source: RefSeq, a predicted model, not a curated record